Vicia villosa (hairy vetch) is the source of this 731-nucleotide messenger RNA. RefSeq names its product classical arabinogalactan protein 5-like. The record is from RefSeq and is a predicted model, not a curated record. The coding region runs from base 189 to 566 and encodes 125 amino acids. NCBI's taxonomy places the organism in Eukaryota, Viridiplantae, Streptophyta, Magnoliopsida, Fabales, Fabaceae. The transcript has a single exon.
CUAGUUGCGGACCCUUGAAAGCGGAAACGACUCACCCUAGAAACGCGUCUUCAAGCCGUUACACUUGUAAUAUAAAUACCCAUCAAACCCUAAUACUUCCUUCACCCACCACAGUCACAGUCGUUCAAUUGUCUUCGCCUCUACAAUAUCUCAAAUCGUUUCCUUCGUCUUUCUUCACCUCUUAAUCUAUGGCUUCCUACACCGCUGUGUUGAUUCUUAUGGCUACAUUGUUGGUUGCUUCCACUGUCGCUCAAGCUCCAGCCUCAUCUCCGACCAGAUCGCCGGUUGCAUCUCCACCUAAGUCUUCUCAGUCUCCGUCUCCAGCUGUGUCUCCAGCGGUUUCUCCUUCUGUGCCUGUGAACAAUGCUCCUUCCCCUUCUCCUUCCGUCGUCAACUCUCCACCAUCUCCUCCUCUUUCUCCCGCCGCCACUCCUGCUGUCACUCCAUCAGCGAUCUCUUCACCAUCUGAAGCACCAUCGCCUUCCCAGAACAGUGCCGCUUUGAACAGAUUCACCGUCGCCGGAUCUGCCGCUGUCGUGCUUUUCGCUGCUGCUUUGAUGAUGUAGAGAUUUAAUUUUACCUUUUAAUUUAAUUUAUUUAGUUUUUAACUAUGGAUCGUGAACCUUACCUACAUUUUGCUCUGUUUGGAUCGAUUUGUUCGAUGAUUCCUUUAUUCUCUUAUUGUGUAAUUUAAUUAUUAUUUUAAUGAGUGAUAUAUUAUUUUCUCUUCA